Messenger RNA from Oppia nitens, 3441 nucleotides. Its product is annotated as sorting nexin-13-like. The record is from RefSeq and is a predicted model, not a curated record. The transcript is spliced from 8 exons. Bases 210 to 3287 code for a protein of 1025 amino acids. Gene Ontology annotation, cellular component: early endosome. NCBI's taxonomy places the organism in Eukaryota, Metazoa, Arthropoda, Arachnida, Sarcoptiformes, Oppiidae. Gene Ontology annotation, molecular function: phosphatidylinositol binding.
GCACUGAUGUAUUGAAUUACAGUUAUUACUAAUACUAGCAGUGAUUGACUAACAGCUGAAUGUAAGCGAUAGUGACUGUCAUUAAUAAAACAAUUAAAUAGUAAUUGAAAUGAAAUGUCAAUUAUAAGGCCAAACAUGUGUUGAUAAUAAUUAACAUUUGAAUUAUCAUUUGAAUUAUCAUUUGAUCAAUUAAUUGAUGUCCACUUACGAUGAAGGCAUCCGAUUGGUUAUGGAUUGCGUUGACAGUGAUCCUCAUGAGUACAACUUUCUCACCACAAUUGCUUUUCUUGACUAUGACUUGCAUUAUAUUUAUGAUAAUAGGAUGUCUGACAUAUCUGUAUUUAAAGAGCGCAUCCGUUGAAAGCGAUUACCAAAUAUUCAAAUCUUGUCAUUCAAUUGAAAUGAUUGAUUCAAACAAUGAGUGGACAAACUUUUUGAAUCAAUUAAAUAAAGACUUAGUUGUGGCCACUUUGCCAAAGUCAGACAUCUUUACCGGUCAUCAACUAAUUGAUGAUCAACUAAACGAUGUGUUGCGGUUGACAUUUCGUGAUUACAUAAAUUCAUGGUAUGCUUAUAUAUCACCAAAUCAACAGUUCACUUGUCAUCUCUAUAGUAUCGCUCAAAUGGCUAUCAAAUCAGUUACACAAAGAUUACAGUCAAUGGAUAUCGUCUCAUAUAUGACCACUAAAUUAGUCGACGAUUUUGCAUCUCAUUUAAGACUUUAUCGUUUAUCACAAAACAAACUUAAAGAGCUUAAAGUCAAUGAUCCAAACGCCAAUUUGCUAUCGAUAUUCUUUGAUUUUGAAGUAUCGAUGGAAAAAAAUAUUUGUCGAGAUCUAGUCAGUGAAGACGUUGACAGUUGUACUGAAUAUUUGUCUCAAAUCUGUGAUAUUCUUCAGUAUUUAUUACUACCAAUUGAUAGCUUUAAGAAUCGCACCUUUCGUUUGUUAUUUAGAGGUUUAGUUGUAAAGUCUGUUUUAUAUCCAUUGCUUGAGAUGUUAUCGGAUCCAGACUUUAUAAAUCAGACUAUUGUUUGGCUCUAUAAAUCAUAUGCUGUUUCAAGCGAUACAUUUAUAAGUGUAUUGCGUUUGACCGAUAAAAUCGAUGAGUUGGAUGCUGUCCGACAAAUGGUUAAUCACGAAAUAGCUUUUCUAAGAUCUAAGGAUAUGGGUGGUGACGACGAUUUUGAAAUUAAACAACAAUUAAAUAGUUUGCUAUUUGUGAAGGAUUUAAUUGAAUGUCGACUCAAAUCUAUAAAUGAGGGAAGUUUUGAUUCAGACUCUACUGAUUUGCCGACACAAAUAGAUUGGAGUCAAACAAAGCUAUAUUCAUUACCCUUCGAAGUGGUCCUCAAGAAUAAUAUUGGUCUCUCAUAUUUCAUAGAAUUCAUGUCCAGUAUCGGAGCUCAGGGAUACAUAUACUUCUAUCUUAAUGUCGAAGGUUUCAAAGUAUCUGCUGAACAACAAAUAUCAGAGGCAGAGCUAAUACGACUCGGAAAAUCCAAUUCACAUAAUAGUAUUGAUUUGGAUAGUCUUAAAGAGGCUGCUAUUAAUAUAUAUGAUACUUAUUUAUCUGAAAAGGCAUCGCAUAAACUUAAAAUUGAUGAAACAAUUUGUAAAACAAUUCAUUCAAGAAUAAUGACAGAAAAGUUAUCAGAGAAUUGGUUUGAUUCCUCUCUCCAUAAGGUCUAUGAUAUUAUGAUGAAUAAUGAUAACUAUUUUUCUGCUUUUAAAAAAAGUAAUCAUUACAUCAAACUAUUAGCAGAAUUGGAUCUAUUAAAAGAAGUAAAUAAUAAACAAGAUGAAGAAUAUGAUCGUUCGACUAAAUCAGAUGAUAAUGAUAGCAAUUCAUUAAAUCUCGAUGAUUGUGAUAGUCUAAACUCAUUAGAAGACAUUGCAUUUACAUCUGAUAAUAUAUCGAUAACUAGUGAAGGAUCGGCUAAAUCUAACUCUACUUCUGGAUAUAAUACUACAAAUACGACAACAAAUGAAGAAAUGGAAAUCACUGCUGAAAUCAUUAAGACGGGUGUCGUUCGCGAGUUUGGUAACGCAUACGCGGCUUAUGUAAUAAAUGUAACCAAAAGGUCAAACCGAGCGACUGAUGAAAAAUGGGUUGUUCUCAGACGUUAUUCAGACUUUUAUGCAUUUCAUAAGCAUCUUAGUGACAAAUUUCCAAAUCUAAAAGGCUUAGCACUUCCAGGAAAAAGAACUUUUAAUAACAUGAAUAAAGAAUUUGUUGAACAGCGAAGACAUCUUUUGAAUACUUAUUUAAAUCAAUUACUUAAGACAUCUACUAUACGAUCAGAUCUUAGAGAAAGUGUAAUCAACUUUUUUAAACCCGGAAAUUACGAAAAAGAAAAAUUUCAAUUUUCAAAAACAGUACAAAACUCUAUUUUCAAUCCUUUAAAGACAUCCGUUAUAAAUGUUGGUAAUGCUGUUAAAAGCAGUUCCGGUAAUUUUUUGGAUGGAUUGCAAAAGUUAGGUCGAUUGAGUUCAAUCACAUCUAUCAAUACAUCACAAACAUCACAGAUAUCAAGAAGUGGUAGCUUUAAAUUGAAUCUACAAAAUGAAUCGCAAAAUACUAAUCAAAGACUUGAAUCUAUGACACCCAUUGAAAAUUCAAAAGUGUCCGCAAAUCUUGAUAUUGAAAGUGAAGAUAAUAUUCCUCUAAGAAUUAUGUUGUUAUUAAUGGAUGAAGUGUUUGAUUUAAAACAUAAAAAUUUAUGGCUUAGGAGAAGAAUUGUUACAUUUUUAAGACAAAUCAUUCAUAUGACAUAUGGAGAUGCAAUCAAUAAGAAAAUUAUUGAUUACGUCGAAGACUCAAUUAGUCCUUCAUCUGUUGCUGAAUAUAUCAAAGCAUUUAAGAACUCAUUUUGGCCAACCGGUCAUUUAGCUCAACCCAUUCCUGCCCGAAGUCAAGCCACAAAAAUGCGGACUCGAGUUGCGGCCAAAAUGCUUUUGUUGACCAGUGUUUCGGAUGACUUGAAACGUAUAAUUGGUAGCGAAACGAGUCGUAAGGGAAUGAUGUGUGUCUUCGAGAUGUUUCAACACGAAAACCUUAACCGAAGGCUUGUAUUAGUACUAUUCGAAGGUAUUCUUCAACAACUCUUUCCAGACAAUCAUUUCGAACAAGUCUUUCAAAAACUACAUUCAAAGUCAAAUCGAAUUCCCGAAUCGGAAAAGUUGACCAGCAAUUGGCCGCCAUAUCUCUACAAGUUCUUAGGUAUAGACAAAUCUUCUGUAAAGUCGCCGUCAAAGUCACCUCUUUAUAGACGUAAAAAGACAUAACAUUUAAUUGAUUAAUCAUUUAAUAUUGAGUACUACUGUAUAACAACAUGACCUAUGACCUACAGUGCAUUGUAUAUUGUUUGUCAAAUAUUUAUAUACUUUAUUUAACACUAAAUACUGCUUAUUUAAUGUGUUAAUAUACAUAAUAUUAUGU